UUAUAGGUCCCCUAUCGCUGAGUUCCACGGUCCUGGGGAACCGAUGGGGUGGUCUAAUGGUGCUAUCCAUCCAACGGUUUUGGGAUAAAAGGGAAGCGGCGGGCGUCCCGCUUUCUUAUGCGGUACCGCUACCUGUCCACGAGAUUGUGUAGAUUUCCUGCCUCCUCUGCUUUCCGUGUCGGGCGUGUAAGCGAAGACAAGGUUUUCCAAGUCUUUCCUUUUUCCGCUUCGAAAGCGAUUUAAGCUCUUCAACUCGUGCGUCGAUGAAAUUUUGAGCGAUCCAAAUUCCAAAAAAGAAAACUAGCAAAACGAGGGCGUUCUCCUCCUCCGUUUUAUUGGCCCGAUCGAUCUCCGUCCUUGUUCUCCAGAGCGGAGUUCGAUCCGAUCCCAAUCCGCUGGGAAUCAGUAAAAUUUCUAGGGUUCGGGGCUCCUCCGCUGUAGCCGGUGAAGAUGGGAUCCGGGCAGGCGGCGGCGGCGGCGACUCAAUCAUCAGAAGACUUCGAGACAUCGAUCUCAGAACUUCGUGAGAAGCAUCGAAUGGAUCUAGAAAAUCUGACAUUGACAACCCAGCCUGUAAAGACUUUACAGCUUUUUAUUUUCGCUACUGUGCAAUAUCUUAGGCAAUCACUUCUAUAUAUUGUUGCAAAAGGUGGUUGGAUUAUGGUCUUCAUGGUCCUGGUAGCAGCAUUUGGGCUGCUACUUGUGACUGUUGAUGGGCCUCAUGAAAAGCACAUUCAGGAGUUCCUUCGCUAUUCCAGAUUUGUCUUGUGGUGGGUGGCUCUUGGGGUGGCAUCAUCAAUCGGUCUGGGAUCUGGCUUGCACACAUUUGUUCUGUAUCUGGGGCCUCAUAUUGCUCUUUUUACCAUAAAAGCAAUGAAUUGUGGUCGAGUUGAUCUGAAAACUGCUCCAUAUGAUACCAUACAGUUGAAAAGUGGACCUUCAUGGCUUGAAAAAGAUUGUUCAGAGUUUGGACCUUCAUUAUAUCAUCCACUACCUGGUUCACUAGUCAGGGUUCCUAUCAGCAGCAUACUCCCUCAGGUUCAGCUAGAGGCCGUUCUCUGGGGUUUGGGAACUGCACUUGGAGAGCUUCCUCCUUAUUUUAUAUCAAGAGCAGCACGCUUGUCAGGAAGGAAAGUGGAUGCUAUUGAUGAAUUGGAUGCUGCUUCUUCAAAGGAAGAUAGAUUUAUAUCAGCUUCCCUGAAACAAAUAAAACAUUGGCUCCUGUCACACUCACAGCAUCUUAACUUUUUUAUAAUAUUAAUACUCGCUUCGGUGCCAAACCCACUAUUUGAUCUCGCUGGUAUCAUGUGUGGACAAUUUGGAGUCCCAUUUUGGAAGUUCUUUCUUGCAACCUUUACUGGGAAGGCAAUAAUUAAGACUCACAUACAGACAACUUUUAUCAUUGCUAUGUGCAAUAAUCAACUUUUGGAAUUGGUGGAAAAUGAGUUAAUUUGGGUUCUUGGUCUCGUCCCUGGCUUUUCUUCUGUGUUGCCCAACAUAGUUGCAAAAUUGCACAUGAUUCAGGGCAAGUAUUUAUCACCUCCAGUUCCUUCUCCAGCUAUGUCAGAUAAAAUGGCAAAGCGGUGGAACCUAUCCUUUUCUUUGAUCUGGAAUACUCUGAUAUGGCUUAUGCUUAUAAAUUUCUUUGUUAAGAUAGUGACGGCCACGGCACAGGGAUAUCUGAAGAAACAGCAAGACUUAGAGUUGACUAAGAAGUUGUCAGCAUCAAAGUCCAAAACUGAGCCAAGCACGUGAUUUUCCAUUGAUGUUUCCUUCCCAGUUGAGCAACUUUGGAUUGAAGCAAUUAGCUUCAGUUGCUAGUUGCUUGUCCUCAAAGCUAAAUUUACUACAAGAAUUCCCCCGUGUUGUGUAUAUGAAUAGGAACUGAAAACGAUUGUUAUGGUGGAGGCAGGCUCUAUUUGUUCUUCUGCCUAGGGGAAAGAAUGUUAUGCAUUGCGUAGCGCUCGUGGUUAUUGUUGGAACAUGGGAACCUAGCUCUUCGAGAAAAUUCUCAACUUAUUGUUGAAGUGAUUUAAAGAAAUUAUUAAGAUUUAUUUAAUUUGUGGCUCACCUCCUGUUCAGACAGUCCCAACUAUUGUUUGUAACGUCCAUAAUAAAACAUGAUAAAAAGAGGGAAAUACAUGUAACAUAUUUUCUCCAUGUUGAAAAAGCAGAAUAUGUGAAGUCUCUACACUUGCCCUGGAAGAGCAAUGUUACCGGAAAGUGAUCUCCUGAGCAUAUUUAUUGUUGUUAUUUAGAGUUUGCUGAUGUUGGCUGUUCACUUUGAUUUGUCAUUGAGUUGUAUAACAAACAUUUCUGGUGGAAA
Molecule: messenger RNA, 2326 nt
Organism: Elaeis guineensis (African oil palm)
Lineage: Eukaryota; Viridiplantae; Streptophyta; Magnoliopsida; Arecales; Arecaceae
Product: vacuole membrane protein KMS1
Source: RefSeq, a predicted model, not a curated record